Molecule: messenger RNA, 1342 nt
Organism: Stomoxys calcitrans (stable fly)
Lineage: Eukaryota; Metazoa; Arthropoda; Insecta; Diptera; Muscidae
Gene: colt
Product: congested-like trachea protein
Exons: 5
Coding region: 280-1197 (305 amino acids)
Biological process (GO): carnitine transmembrane transport; mitochondrial transport
Cellular component (GO): mitochondrial envelope
Molecular function (GO): O-acyl-L-carnitine transmembrane transporter activity
Source: RefSeq, a predicted model, not a curated record
CUCAAUUUACAUUUGUAGGUGAGACAACAUUGGGAAUGCAAGAUUGGGGAUUGAUUUAGUGAACUUUGAUCUUUUGGCUAUAUAGAUUGAUUGAAUGAAAUGAGCGCUUGGUUACUUUAAACUCACAUCUGUUAAUAUUUUAAUAUUCCCGGUCAGUUCAAUUACGGAUUCCUGCAAAAUUUUAGUUCUCGAAACCGGUCUUUCGGAGUGGGUACUGUGUGACGUUACACUUUCGUUUUUAAUAUCUUGUCAUCAAGCCUUUAAACAAAUCUAGGAAAUAUGUCUGAUACAGGUAAAACUGAGAAAAAAGCUAAUCCCGCAAAGUCUUUCUUAAGUGGUGGCUUUGGCGGAAUAUGUACUGUUAUAUCCGGACAUCCUUUAGAUACUAUUAAGGUUCGCUUACAAACUAUGCCUCGCACGGCACCCGGCGAAGCCCCUAUGUACAAAGGUACAUUUGAUUGUGCAGCAAAGACUAUAAAGAAUGAAGGUUUCCUAGGAUUAUAUAAAGGAAUGUCGGCACCAAUUGUAGGUGUAGCUCCCAUUUUCGCUCUUUGCUUUGCUGGCUAUGCACUUGGAAAACGAGUUCAACAGACUGAAGGCAAUACCAAAUUAAACGGCCGCCAAGUAUUUGUAGCUGGCUCAUUUUCUGGAUUAUUAUCUACCAUCAUUACUGCUCCUGGUGAGCGUAUAAAAUGUUUGCUACAAAUUCAGCAGGCAUCAAAGGGAGCUGAGAAGAAAUACAACGGCAUGCUUGAUUGUGCCUCAAAAUUGUAUAAGGAGGGCGGUUUGCGAUCCAUAUACAAGGGAAGUUGUGCCACUUUGCUUAGAGAUCUACCCGCUAAUGGUGUAUAUUUUCUGGCCUAUGAAUGGAUUCAAGAGACUGCCAAAAAACGUUCAGGCAGCGAUAAUGUUUCUUUGGCUGUUACACUUUUUGCUGGAGGUUCAGCAGGUAUUGGCUACUGGUUAGUGGGCAUGCCAGCCGAUGUCCUUAAGAGUCGUUUGCAGACUGCUCCCGAGGGUACAUAUAAGAGUGGCAUUCGCAGCGUAUUCAAAGAGCUUAUGGUAAAAGAUGGCCCUCUGGCAUUGUAUCGUGGUAUAACUCCCAUAAUGAUUCGUGCCUUCCCAGCUAAUGCUGCUUGUUUCUUUGGCAUUGAAUUAGCGAAUAAAUUCUUUGACAGAUUCUUCCCGAAUUUUUAGUUUUUAGAUAACUACUUUUAAAUAUUUUCUAUCAUUACAUUUUUUUAUUUUCCCUAGCAAACUUUAGAAUAUUUUUGAGAUUAAAACAAUUAAUUUUGUAUAAAAUUGUUAAUGCAAUAAAUGAAAAAUAAAAAGAUUUUAAUUA